This is a messenger RNA of Aureobasidium subglaciale EXF-2481, 4248 nucleotides long. RefSeq lists its product as uncharacterized. Gene Ontology annotation, biological process: transmembrane transport. The coding region runs from base 1 to 4248 and encodes 1415 amino acids. Gene Ontology annotation, molecular function: ATP hydrolysis activity; ABC-type transporter activity; ATP binding. NCBI's taxonomy places the organism in Eukaryota, Fungi, Ascomycota, Dothideomycetes, Dothideales, Saccotheciaceae. The record is from RefSeq and is a predicted model, not a curated record. The transcript has 7 exons. Gene Ontology annotation, cellular component: membrane.
AUGUCGCAUGGAGACUUGAAGCCCUCGGCUUCCACACCAACAUUGGUCACAACUCCACCACGAUCUCAGGCGGGCGACAACACCCAUGAACACCACGACAAAACGGCCAAGCACAACGGAUGGCACGACAUGCCCGAAGUGCAUGCUAUCAGACACGCCGAUGGCUCCAGAUCUGUGCACAGAAAGCUCGGAGUGACCUGGACGAACCUCACUGUCAAGGGCGUUGGCGCAGAUGCGUGCUUCAACGAAAACGUCCUUUCGCAAUUUCUGCCUGGCAGACUGAAGGGAAGACGCAAGACCGACAAGGCCUCAUUGAGAACGAUCAUCGACAACAGUCACGGCUGCGUCAAGCCUGGCGAGAUGCUGCUGGUUUUGGGUCGCCCUGGAGCCGGUUGCACCACUCUGCUCAAGCUUCUGGCCAACCGCCGUUUUGGCUUUGCUGAGAUCGAUGGCGAGGUCAACUACGGAUCACUUCGACACGAUGAAGCGAAAAAGUACCAAGGCCAGAUUGUGAUGAACACAGAAGAUGAGAUAUUCUUCCCGUCCCUCACCGUCGGUCAAACCAUCGACUUCGCGACACGUAUGAAGGUGCCAAAUUAUGUCACUUCCGGAUCUUCGUCAAAGGAAGAAGCUCGUGAGGCCUCGAGGGAUUUCAUUCUCAAGCAGCUCUCCAUCUCUCACACCAAGGGCACCAAAGUCGGCAACGAAUUCAUCCGCGGUGUCAGCGGUGGCGAGAGAAAGCGCGUCAGCAUCAUCGAAACAAUGGCGACUCGAGGAAGUGUUUACUGUUGGGACAACUCCACGCGUGGUCUCGAUGCUAGCACAGCCCUUCAAUACAUCAAGGCUGUUCGCGCCAUGACCGACAUUUUCGGGCUUGCUUCCAUCGUUACUCUAUAUCAAGCCGGGAAUGGUAUCUUCGAGCAGUUUGACAAGGCACUCGUUCUCGACGAGGGCAAACAGCUUUACUACGGACCAGCCACGAUGGCACGACCAUUUAUGGAAGACAUUGGCUUCUUCUGUCCUGACGGCGCCAACGUUGCUGAUUAUUUGACUGGUGUUACCGUGCCGACUGAGCGACAGAUUCGCGAGGGCUACGAGGCCAAGUUCCCCAGGACCGCGGACCAGAUUGUCACCCUCUACGAAUCGUCCGAAAUCAGGACACUGAUGGAGUCAGAGUAUGACUACCCAACGACGAUCGAGGCCAAAGACCAUACGAUAGAGUUUGAGCGAACAAUUGCGGAAGAGAAAACCUCGGACAUCCUUACUGCACGAGCACCCACCACUGUCGGGUUCGGGGCACAGCUCAAGGCUGCGACGCAACGCCAAUACCAAAUCAUCCGUGGCGACAUCAACGUUCUCUUCAUCAAACAAGCAUCAAAUAUCGUACAGGCUCUGACCUCGGGCUCGCUCUUCUACAAUGCGCCAAAUACAUCGACCGGCCUCUUCAUCAAGUCGGGAGCACUUUUCGUCUCUCUCUUAUUCAACGUUCUGCUCACACAAUCGGAAGUCAUUGACUCAUUUACCGGACGCCCUGUUCUUGCAAAGCACAAGUCAUUCGCACUGUACAAUCCUAUCGCAUGGUGUUUGGCCCAAAUCUUGACCGACAUCCCCAUCCUGAUCUUCCAGAUCUCUACUUUCUCACUGAUUCUCUACUUCAUGGUUGGCCUGACGUACGAGGCCGGUCACUUCUUCAUCUUCUGGUUUAUCAUCUUCGCUGCUACGAUGUGUACAACUGCAAUCUUCCGAGCCGUGGGUGCAGCAUCCCCAAACUUCGACGAGGCAAGUAAAUUCGCAGGAGUAGUCGUGAUGGCCCUGCUGCUAUACGUCGGCUACAUGAUACCGAAGACUGAGAUGCAUCCGUGGUUUGUUUGGAUCUACUGGAUCGACCCCAUUGCCUAUGCUUACAAUGCUUUACUGUCGAACGAAUUCAGUGGCAAGAUUAUACCUUGCGUCGGACCCAAUCUCGUACCCAAUGGCCCCGGCUACACUUCUGCGGCAAACCAGGGAUGUACUGGCGUGCGAGGUGCUUCCAUCGGUGCCACGUUUGUGACCGGCGAACAGUACCUCGACAGCUUAAGCUACAGUCGUUCCGACCUGUGGAGAAACAUCGGGAUCAUCUGGGCGUGGUGGGCGUUCUACGUUGGUCUGACUUUCCUAUUUACCUCCCGAUGGAAGGAGACCAAUGAACAAAAGGGACUUCUCCUUGUUCCUUCAGAACUUGCCAAGCAAGCAAGGCCGAUACUCAACGACGAGGAGUCGCAGCAGAACGAAAAGUCGACUGUUACCUCAUCUAAUGAGACCUCCACGGACGACGCCAACGACAAGCUCGAGGGCGAAUUGAUCAGGAAUACCUCUGUCUUCUCAUGGAAGAAGUUGACAUACACCGUCCAAACACCUGAGGGACCACGGGUACUGCUCAAUGAAGUCAAUGGUUGGGUGAAGCCAGGCAUGUUAGGCGCGCUAAUGGGCGCAUCUGGUGCAGGCAAAACAACUUUGCUGGAUGUGUUGGCUCAACGUAAGACUGACGGAAGCAUCAAUGGCUCAGUCUUGGUCGAUGGCCGCCCAUUAUCCAUCAGUUUCCAGCGAUCUACAGGCUACUGUGAACAGCUCGACGUACAUGAGCCGUUGACCACUGUGAGGGAAGCUCUCGAGUUCUCCGCUCUUUUACGUCAGUCAAGGACGACCCCCAGAGAGGACAAGUUGAGAUAUGUCGAUGUCAUCCUUGAUUUGCUUGAGAUGCACGACAUCGCCGACUGUCUGGUAGGAACCUCCGGAGGCGCUGGAUUGUCCAUCGAACAACGUAAGCGUCUUACAAUUGGUGUGGAACUGGUCGCCAAACCGAGCGUUUUGAUUUUUUUGGAUGAGCCAACCUCCGGACUGGAUGGGCAAGCUGCUUUCAACACAGUGCGCUUCCUCAAGAAGCUUGCUGCCGCGGGCCAGGCUAUUUUGGUUACGAUCCAUCAGCCCAGCUCUCAACUGUUCGCACAGUUCGACAACUUGCUUCUUCUGGCCAAGAGUGGUAAUACGGCCUACUUUGGAGAGAUUGGUGAAAACGCUUCCGUCAUUCGCGAUUACUUUGGGAAACAUGGAGCUCCCUGUCCAGAGGAGAAGAAUCCAGCCGAGCACAUGAUUGAUGUCAUCUCGGACACUUCAACAAACUGGAACGAUAUCUGGCUCUCAUCCCCCGAGCAUGAUGCCAUGCUUACCGAGCUGAAUCGCCUCCAAGACCCAUCAGACAGCACACCCAGAGAAGAUGGCGACGAGUCUUUGGAGUUUGCCAUGCCUCUGUGGAACCAGAUCAAGAUCGUUUCUGCCAGAGCUAAUACGACAAUGUAUCGCAACAUCGACUACGUUAACAACAAGUUUGCGUUCCACAUCAUCACUGGGUUGUUCUUUGGAUUCACUUUUUGGCAAAUCGGAGAUAGUGUUACCGAUCUUCAGCAACGUUUGUUCGCUUGCUUCAACGCCAUAUUUGUUGCGCCCGGCGUUAUAGCACAACUCCAGCCUCUCUUCAUCCAGAAGAGAGACAUUUACGACGCACGUGAGAAGAAGUCGAAGAUGUACUCAUGGUUCGCCUUUGUAACCUCUCUCAUCGUUUCCGAGUUCCCGUACCUGGUCAUCUGCGCUGUCCAGUUCUUCCUGUGCUUCUACUAUACCGUUGGCUUCCCGAACGCAGCGUCUUCAGCAGGAGCAUUCUUCUUUGUCAUGCUGAUGUACGAAUUUAUCUACACUGGUAUCGGACAGUUCAUUGCCGCUUAUGCAUCAAAUGCUGUCGCUGCAUCACUGGUCAAUCCUUUGAUCAUCUUCACGUUGGUUGGCUUCUGCGGCGCUGUCGUACCUUACGGGCAGAUCACUGAGUUCUGGAGAUACUGGCUCUACUACCUCAACCCCUUCAAUUACCUCAUCGGCGCCUUCCUUGUCUUCACAACCUGGGACGUUCAAGUGACCUGCAAGCGCUCAGAACUCGCCAUCUUCGACCCUCCAUCUGCUCAGACCUGCCUUGAGUAUCUUACCCCUUACAUGCAGGGCAUGGGAGCCAGAACCAAUCUCCUCAACCCCGAAGCCACCGGUGCCUGCGAAGUCUGUCAAUACAGAACUGGUGCCGAUUACCUGGCCACUUUGAACUUGACGGAAAAGUACUUUGGCUGGAGAGAUGCAGGAAUUGUGGUCUUGUUUGUGUUUAGUGGCUAUGGAUUGGUGUAUCUGUUGAUGAAGUUGAGGACCAAGAAGUCGAAGACUGCUGAGUAG